AUGCAGUCCAUAUUUGCUCAAACAGCUUACUCUUCAGAUGAAUUUUGGCUUCCUUAUAAUCAGGUUUGUUUAUCGGUUUUAUGUGAAGGCAGCCUAAUUGAGAUCACAGAAGAGGGUCCUAAGCAGAGUUACUAUAUUCUCAAUGAAAAUUCUCUCCUAAAGCUAAAUAAAAACUCAGUCCUUGUUGAAGAGAUGGCAGUGGUAAAAUGGAAGAAAAUUUCGAGAUUCGUUGAAUGCAUUGAAAGUUACUGCUUUGGAUUUAAAUUGGUGGGCAAAUCAACUCACAGGACCUUUUAUGUAGAAAAUCAAUAUGAACUUGAUAAGUGAGUUUUAAAUCUCUCUUUUGUAGGAAUUAUGGAAAAUAUCAGUGCGGAUUAUUUUUUUGUCGAGGAACUAGGCAAAGGGUCUUUUUCUAGAGUGUUUUUAGCUGUUGAGAACACCUCACAGAAAAAGUUUGCUAUAAAAUGUAUACAAAAAAAAGACUUAUUAAGAAGGAAAAAUGGUUUAAGUCACAUAAUAAAUGAGAUCGAAAUUGUUCGAAAGCUUGAUCAUCCAAAUAUCAUCAAACUCCAUAAAGUUUAUGAAGACAUUGAUUACGUUUACUUAUAGCACUUUCUCUUGAAUAGCCCGAUAACGGCCCUCUUCUUCAUCCCGUUAUCAGGCUAUUCAAGGGAAAGAGCUAUAGUUUUAGACUAUAUUGAAGGCAAAGAUCUUCAUAAACGGUUACAGACAAAAAACUAUUCUGAAGAGGCAGCAUUUUUUUUUGUGCAAAAGCUAUUAAAAACUGUUGAUUAUUUGAGCUCACAUAAUAUAAUUCACAGAGACAUAAAGCCAGAAAAUUUGAUUCUUGAAAGCAUGGAUAAUGAUAUUGAAUUUAAAUUAGCCGAUUUCGGCUUAGCAAUAGAAGGAAGUAAAAACAUUGAAGGGAAGUGUGGAUCGCUUGGGUUUGUAGCACCCGAAAUACUCUUAUCUUAAUCUUAAUUACGGCGGUAGAAUCCGCUUUGUUAACUCGGUUACCAAGGAUCCCUCCAGGGGAUUCAUCCGCUUUGCGGGGACGUCUACUUCCGAUCGCCGGAAAGGCGGGUUGCCUGGCCGUCCUCCUCCUCCUCCUUGCCACUUCUAGGCGGCUCCACUGUUGAGUGGGCAGACUAUGGGUUCCCGGGGCCUUGCUUCAGGCUCCGUCUACAAGGUUGCCUAUUCCGAAAAUUCGAGGCGCGAAUUUUCUGGUAAGGCUCUCGGCUAAGAUGGAAAUCCAAGGCCCGGGACGUAACGCCCGGUUUCACGCUAGGGAGUUGCCCGAUUGACCAAGUGGUGUCCUUGGCACUGCUGAGCUUCCCCUUUCCAACCUUGGUUCUCCACUUUCCUUGAGGCAAAAAACUUAGUUCCAGAAUGAGCUGCGGUCGACCUAAUUCGACAUUGCGCUCCACUGCGCCAAGCCAAAAACCCAGCCGGAUAUACUUUACUGAGCCUCUUUUCCCCUUCCACAAGGUCCCCGCCAGCCUGUGGGCGUGCGGCUACAGGUGUUGAGAAAAAGGGCUGGUCCGUCGACGCCAUUUUAAUGUAUAUGCACCCGAAAUACUCAAAGAACAAAAAUAUAGCUCAAAUGUAGAUGUCUUCAGUUGCGGAAUUGUAUAUUAUACUUUGAUUGCUGGGCAUACCCCGUUUAAAGGAAAAAAUCAUAAAGAAAUCUACUUUAAUAAUGCGAAGUGCAAUAUAAAUUUUAAAGAAAAAUGCUGAGCAAAAAUUUCUAUUGCAGUUAUAGAUACAAUUCAAGUGAUGACAAAAGCAGACCCUCAUUUAAGGCCUUCUGCAAAGAAGGUCUUGAGAAAUAAUUUAUUCAAAACUGUUACGAAUUCCCAAGAAAGCAUUGAUGAUUCAUUAAAUAAUGAACGGGCUCAAGAAAAUUUAGGCGAGAACAAAUGAAUUUUAGAGAAGAUGGCAGAGAGAAAUUACCAAUAUAUGUACAAUCAAGAUCAAAUUUACUUGAUGCACUAUUUGUCUGUCAUGUUUAUAUGAAAUACAUAUUGACUAUAUCGCAAUCAAUAUUUAAAUAAUUUUUAUCCGAUUUAA
Molecule: messenger RNA, 2070 nt
Organism: Blepharisma stoltei
Lineage: Eukaryota; Ciliophora; Heterotrichea; Heterotrichida; Blepharismidae
Source: the annotation of a GenBank genome assembly